Molecule: messenger RNA, 634 nt
Organism: Populus trichocarpa (black cottonwood)
Lineage: Eukaryota; Viridiplantae; Streptophyta; Magnoliopsida; Malpighiales; Salicaceae
Exons: 2
Coding region: 67-450 (127 amino acids)
Biological process (GO): translation
Cellular component (GO): ribosome
Molecular function (GO): 5S rRNA binding; structural constituent of ribosome
Source: RefSeq, a predicted model, not a curated record
CAACACCUCGUCUUUUCCAAUCUCUGUCUGAAAAAUAAAAAUAAAAAUAAAAAUAAAAAAGCAAAAAUGCCAGGGAAUCAGCAACAUCUCCUUCGGCUAGUCCUGUCCUGCCGGAAAAUAACAGCACAGGUAACAAAUCCGACGACUUCCACAAUAAUCGCCAUGGCUUCCUCCGCUGAGCAAGAAUCCUUCCUCUCUCACUACCGCAACACCACUCUCUCUCGCUUCCCUCGCCAAUCCUGGGACUCAAAAGCGGCGUCGCGCGUCGGGGAGAAAUUAGGUUUUAGAUUAAAGGGAAUUGGUGUUAGUAACAUCUAUAUUGAUUUAAACGAAGAGUUGUCAAGGUCGAUUCAUUAUAGAAAGCGUGUGUUACCGUUGUUUGAUUCGGUGAAACGCGUUGGCAUUGUAGUUGAUGGAGCUGAGAAGCUGGGAGAGAUCGGUCAUGUUUGAUGGACGGUCAGGAUUUAAUUGACGAGUAUGCAUUUUUUGAUAAGGAGAGAUGAAAAGGUGCACGGGUUGUUGAAAUAAAUGGGAAAAGGACUAGAGGAGAGCAAGGAGCAAGGAUUAUAGAAAUUACUGUAAAGAAAGAUGUGGACCUGGAGAAAAAAUAAGAAUACUAUUGCUUCAUUUGUUA